AACGUGGCCGUUGGUGAGAAGGUUUCUGAUGUAUAUGUGGAAGAUUCCGAAGAUGAAGUAGAGGAAUUUUCACUUCCACUGGAGGAGUCAGAGUCAUUAUAUCCCUGUGGAGGUAUCGAUCGAGAUCGAAAAUUAUCUAGUAUAGUGCGGCGACAGAAGAUGGCAUCCCUUGAUGAGGCGACAAUUACAUUCUAUCAUAUGAAAAAGUGUCCUUACUCGGGACCCAUAAAAUUGCUUCUUGCUCACCUUAAUUUCAAAUAUACUGAUGUGCCGAUUCGUUAUAGCGAGUGGUUGUUGAUAAGGGAGGAACUCAUUGUCUCCCGUGUUCCCGCUCUUCGUAUUCAACACCACAAUGGGAAACUCGAGUGGAUGACGGAGGCCAAUGCGAUCAUGCGUUGCCUCGGGGAGCAGUAUAACCUACUCGGGCGCACUGAUAUGGACAAAUUCUACUGCGACAGAAUUAUUGGUAAAGUGAGUAAUCGAAAAAUAUGA
Messenger RNA from Rodentolepis nana, 492 nucleotides. The record is from the annotation of a GenBank genome assembly. Lineage: Eukaryota; Metazoa; Platyhelminthes; Cestoda; Cyclophyllidea; Hymenolepididae.